AAUCCCAGCAUUCCCUGCACCCCGUUCCUCUGUAACUUAGACUCCAGUGUGCCGCGCAGUGUGCGCAAAUUCGUAAACCGUCCUCUGCCUUGGGGGUUUCUGAAUUCGGAGACUUGAAACUAGGCGGGAAGACCCCACCCCGUUAACUCUCAGAAGAAGAUGACAGCCCACAGAGAGGUAACAUCUGUUUACAUGGAACUCAGAAAUCUCCUGCAAAUCAUGAUCUCAAGGCCAGAGAAUGGCAGGUGAACAGAAACCAUCAAGUAACCUCCUAGAACAGUUUAUUUUACUAGCCAAAGGUACCAGUGGCUCAGCCCUCACUGCUCUCAUAAGCCAAGUCUUGGAGGCUCCUGGAGUGUAUGUCUUUGGAGAACUGCUGGAGCUGGCCAAUGUGCAGGAGCUUGCAGAAGGAGCUAAUGCUGCAUAUUUGCAGUUGCUGAACCUGUUUGCCUAUGGAACAUACCCAGAUUACAUAGCCAACAAGGAGAGCCUGCCAGAAUUGAGCACAGCUCAGCAGAACAAGCUGAAGCACCUAACCAUCGUGAGCUUGGCGUCGAGAAUGAAGUGUAUCCCCUACUCCGUGCUGCUGAAGGACCUGGAGAUGCGGAAUCUCCGGGAACUGGAAGACCUCAUCAUUGAGGCUGUCUAUACUGACAUCAUCCAGGGCAAGCUGGACCAGAGAAACCAGCUGCUGGAAGUGGAUUUUUGCAUUGGCCGUGACAUCCGAAAGAAGGAUAUCAAUAAUAUUGUCAAGACCUUGCAUGAAUGGUGUGAUGGCUGCGAAGCAGUUCUGCUGGGCAUCGAGCAGCAAGUUCUGAGAGCCAAUCAGUACAAGGAGAACCACAGCCGAACUCAGCAGCAGGUAGAGGCCGAGGUUACCAACAUUAAGAAGACACUCAAAGCCACCGCCUCCUCCUCGGCUCAGGAGAUGGAGCAGCAGUUGGCUGAACGGGAGUGUCCCCCUCACGCUGAGCAGAGGCAGCCCACCAAGAAGAUGUCCAAAGUGAAAGGUCUGGUCUCCAGCCGCCACUAGGGCCGGCUGGGGCAGCUGGCACUCACCAGGCCUGGGUCAGGUGGGGAGGGGACACCAAGGGCCUAUUUCCUCCCCUCUCUACCUUCAGUGAGUUCCAGACCUGCCCGUCCCCUCACCAGCGCCUCCCACCCUGUUGGUACUGUUCCAGAAGAACCGUUAAUCCUUCCCUCACCCACUCCCUCCUCCCCCAGUUCCUUCAGACUCAGGGGCUCCACUGAUGCCAUCCCAACAGGGUCAGACACUGCCCAGCUUUCCUCCAGGAGGUUCUCGUCUCUGUGUAAGGGCUUGUCUCCCUCCCAGUUUUUCUUUUGCUCCAUGUCAUUUUGUCAGGCUGGUCAUAAGCCGGAAGCAGCUUUAGCCGGCCCACAGGGAUGACUGCGGAGGAGGCCCCUCUCUGCGUGAGGAGGGGGGUGUGCCUUCUCCAGCCCAUGUACCACAGUUCCCACACUGGUGCAGGUGAUCUCUAGCCAGGUAUCAAAUGCUUUGUUUCCCCUCUCCUGCCUUAUCCCUUGUUGGCAGCUCCGAUCAGGCCACGGAGGGAUGUGAUGCUGGGCUAUGUUUACUAAACCUGCGGGUUUUCAGCCUCUUAAGCCCAGCUCCAAUCUCUCAUCCAUUGGGAGCACUAACCUCUGGAAUCUGAGCACCAGUGGAGGGCGCUGUGGGUCUGCUGGGUGGCAGAAGUUUCUUCCGGGUUGGUGUUCUCUGCUGGCCGCGCUUCCUGCUGCCCCUGACCACUCAGACUGGUUUUCGGUGCGAAGGCCCCAGCUGCCACCCGGGACUGUCUGCUGACACUUGCCCUCCCGAGAUCUUUAAUCCCUCCCGGCUGUGUCCGUGCUGGGGAUGGCAGUGCCCAGGCCCCUCUGUCUGGUGAAGGACCUGUUGCUGCUUCUGUUUCUCUCUUUCUGCCCCUCCUUGGCUGAUGACCCAGGGCCCUCUGAUGACGGCAUUCUCCUGGCAAGAGAAAAGGACUUGACUGGCCUUUCUGAACUUGACUGUUUCAGGUUAUAUUUUAAUUUUUUUUUUUUUUUUGUACAGGUUCUGAUUCUAAUACAUUUCAACAUGCUUUUUUUUCCCCUUCGUGUCAAUAUUUGUUACAGACUAAUCGCCGGGGAUUUUUCACCGGGUUGGAGGGUGGCAUGUGUGUAUGUGUGCGUGUGUUGUAGUUGUUGUUGUUGUUUUUAAAGGGGAGGUGGUGGUCCUGGACUGACUUACUCAAGUUCAUUGAGAGUAAAAGCACAUUUUAGAACAAAAAAUAAAAGUGUAGAUUUAACGUA
Leopardus geoffroyi (Geoffroy's cat) is the source of this 2307-nucleotide messenger RNA. RefSeq names its product COP9 signalosome subunit 7B (gene COPS7B). Lineage: Eukaryota; Metazoa; Chordata; Mammalia; Carnivora; Felidae. The coding region runs from base 239 to 1033 and encodes 264 amino acids. Gene Ontology annotation, cellular component: COP9 signalosome. The transcript has 7 exons. Gene Ontology annotation, biological process: COP9 signalosome assembly. The record is from RefSeq and is a predicted model, not a curated record.